CUACUGUUCCGCCCCCACUCCGCCGUCUCCUCCUAUAAAUCCCAGCCCGCUGGACACGGCGGAUCCAUUUCAAGGAUAUUUCUAACCCCUUUUUCUUCCCGUUUCCCGAUUCAAGUCAGCGGUUAGGGUUCGGAGAUCUCGGCCUCGCUCGCAGCCAUGGCGACGAGCACGCUUAGCACCGUUAUGGUGAGCAAUUUGUCACUGAAAGCAGCGCAAAGGGAUGUAAAGGAAUUCUUUUCCUUUUCUGGUGACAUUUUGCAUGUUGAAAUGCAAAGUGCCGAUGAGCUGUCUCAAGUUGCGUACAUUACUUUUAAAGACAAACAAGGAGCUGAGACAGCUAUUCUUCUGACGGGUGCCACAAUAGUUGACAUGGCUGUCAUUGUCACACCAGCCACUGAUUACGAGGUUCCAGCUUCUGUUUUAGCUGCUCUAGAGCCCAAGGAUGGAAAGUCAGCUGUUCUUGAGAAGGCAGAAGACAUUGUUGGGACCAUGCUGGCCAAGGGGUUCAUUCUUGGUAGGGAUGCACUCGACAAAGCAAAAGCUUUGGAUGAGAAGCAUCAGCUCACAUCAACUGCAACUGCUAGGGUAUCUUCCUUCGACAAGAGAAUCGGUUUAAGUGAGAAGAUCAGUGUUGGUUCUUCAGUUGUAAAUGAUAAAGUAAAGGAAAUGGAUCAGAAAUAUCUAGUCUCUGAGAAGACAAAGUCAGCACUUGCAGCUGCUGAACAGGGUGUCUCUACUGCUGGAUCUGCCAUCAUGAAGAACAGGUAUGUCCUUACUGGAGCAGCAUGGGUAACCGGUGCCUUCAGUAAGGUUGCAAAUGCCGCAAAUGAUGUCGGGGCAAAGGCAAAGGAGAAAAUAGUUGCCGAGCAGGAGGGCAAGACUGUAGAGAGGGAGUCUGCACAAGGUAACAUUUCAGAUGACCCUGCAAAGCACAAGGAUUCAGAUGAUGAUUUUGCAAAGGUACAUGUCUCUGAAACAACUGAAGAUAUUCCCAUAUCUAGAGCUGCAACUGUCCCCAUUACUGAAGAGGGUUCCAGUAACGCGACUCCACUCCCCCCUGCUCCUAAAAAGCCUGAACCUGCGCAAGGAUUGAUACUAUGAUUUGCUUGACACAUGAAUGUAAAUAUACAUGAGUGGUUGUUGAAUUCAGGCUGAACUGCCGCUGUAGUCAUAUUCUAAUUCACCUGUUCGAUGGUUGAGAUUAUUGUGACCUAAAGAGUUUGCAGUUGUAGCAACUAUUUUAUUUGACAAACAGUAUUAUCAUGCAACUUGUUGUGUCAAAUAUAGUGUUUGUGUGUUAUCUCCAA
Messenger RNA from Brachypodium distachyon (stiff brome), 1307 nucleotides. Its product is annotated as binding partner of ACD11 1. The transcript is spliced from 5 exons. The record is from RefSeq and is a predicted model, not a curated record. Lineage: Eukaryota; Viridiplantae; Streptophyta; Magnoliopsida; Poales; Poaceae. Gene Ontology annotation, molecular function: RNA binding. The coding region runs from base 157 to 1101 and encodes 314 amino acids.